AAAAAAAAAAAAAACGCGUAUGCUUAUUGGAUGUAUGCUAAAUUACGCUGAGAGCGCAGUUCCACCACUUUCCAAGCUCGUCAUUCUCGUUAUUUGCUUACUCUGAAAAACAAAACCUAUCUUCUUCUACUCCAACGCCAAAAAAAUCCCAGGUAGAAAAGAAAAAAAGAUGGCUCAUUCUUGCAUAGCCACAACUUCCUCAAUCUCUAAACUCAAUUCCCCAAUUUACCCAUCUGAUUCUUCCAAUUUUACCCACAUAUCCCUACCAUUUAAACAACUUCCCUUCAGGAAAGUGAAGAGUGUUGGGAAAGUGAAGAGUAGGGGAAAUAGCACUGUGAAGGUUCUGUAUUCUGGAGCUGACUGGGAUUUGGCAAAGCCAUCACGUUCAGGAAUUUGGUCUAUCAGAGAUGACGUGCAAAUGCCAUCAUCACCUUAUUUUCCUACAUAUGCCCAAGGUCAAGGACCACCGCCGAUGGUUCAAGAACGAUUUCAGAGUGUGAUCAGCCAGCUCUUUCAAUAUAGGAUCAUACGAUGUGGUGGAGCAGUUGAUGAUGAUAUGGCUAAUAUCAUAGUCGCUCAGCUUCUUUAUCUUGAUGCUGUUGAUCCCACAAAGGACAUUGUCAUGUAUGUCAACUCUCCAGGAGGUUCAGUAACAGCAGGAAUGGCCGUAUUCGAUACCAUGCGACAUAUUCGACCUGAUGUCUCCACUGUCUGUGUUGGACUCGCUGCAAGUAUGGGGGCUUUUCUUCUCAGUGCUGGCACUAAAGGAAAGAGAUAUAGCUUACCAAAUUCAAGGAUAAUGAUUCACCAGCCUCUUGGUGGUGCUCAAGGUGGACAAACUGAUGUAGAUAUACAGGCUAAUGAGAUGUUGCAUCACAAAGCAAAUUUGAAUGGUUACCUUGCCUACCACACUGGUCAAAGCCUUGAGAAGAUUAACCAGGACACUGAUCGUGAUUUUUUCAUGAGCGCGAAGGAAGCUAAAGAUUACGGGCUAAUCGAUGGUGUCAUCUUGAAUCCAAUGAAAGCCCUUCAACCACUUGCAGCAGCUGGUGAACAAUCGUAGUUGCAUUGCAAGGAAGGACAAUUUUCUCCUAUCAUUUUGCUCUCUCCCCCUGGAUUACUAGUACAGUCAUGACUAGAAAUUGUAAUUCAUUACUGGGUUUUGGAUAGACAUAGUAUUCCUGCUGCCGGGAGCAAAUGUACACGAUUUUUUUA
Capsicum annuum is the source of this 1215-nucleotide messenger RNA. Its product is annotated as ATP-dependent Clp protease proteolytic subunit 5, chloroplastic. Lineage: Eukaryota; Viridiplantae; Streptophyta; Magnoliopsida; Solanales; Solanaceae. The record is from RefSeq and is a predicted model, not a curated record. The coding region runs from base 170 to 1063 and encodes 297 amino acids. The transcript has 9 exons. Gene Ontology annotation, cellular component: endopeptidase Clp complex. Gene Ontology annotation, molecular function: ATP-dependent peptidase activity; ATPase binding; serine-type endopeptidase activity. Gene Ontology annotation, biological process: protein quality control for misfolded or incompletely synthesized proteins.